Molecule: messenger RNA, 2272 nt
Organism: Plectropomus leopardus (leopard coralgrouper)
Lineage: Eukaryota; Metazoa; Chordata; Actinopteri; Perciformes; Serranidae
Gene: elf3
Product: E74-like factor 3 (ets domain transcription factor, epithelial-specific)
Biological process (GO): cell differentiation; regulation of transcription by RNA polymerase II
Cellular component (GO): nucleus
Molecular function (GO): sequence-specific DNA binding; DNA-binding transcription factor activity, RNA polymerase II-specific
Source: RefSeq, a predicted model, not a curated record
UUACACAGAGCAGUCAGAGAAAAGCACUCAUACCUGAACAGUGGGAAUUACACAGCACGCGCUCUCUGCGGAUUAUCUUGGAGCAUAAUUCCUUUGCAUCAUACUGUGGCUUUUGCUGUAAUCAGUGUCUCCAUGUCAUCACCCUGCCUCAGCAGCAUCCUGACUAAUGCCAACCUCACCAUGUAUCAGACUGGCAUCCCUGAUGUGCUGCCGCAGCAGCCCAGUGUGCUUCCCAGCAUUAACAGCCUGCACAUCAGCAAUCUAACAUACAACUCCAACAUGAGCGGUCAGUGGUACAGGCAGGUGAGCCCUCACUGCUGGACAGCAGAGAAUGUCCUGGAGUGGAUCAGUGACCACGUGGAGUGCACCAAGUUUGAUGCCAGUACUCUGAGUCUGGCAUACUGCGCCAUUGAUGGCCCCUCUCUCUGCCAGAUGAACCGCGACCAGAUGAUCGAGGUCUUUGGCCUGCAGCUCGGCCCACGCCUCCACCAGAGUCUACAGGAACACAAGACCAAAUAUGAGCUGCAGAGCCUGUCAGGGCCAGAGCUGAACGAGACCUGCCAGCUCCUGGACAACUUUCUGGUCAAUCUCAAUUUCCCUCUGCUGAGCACCAUUAGAAUUGGCCAAGCUGAAGGAGCUGUCGGCAAGAGGGAGUUGGACUACAGGGAUGAUUAUGAUCUUACAAGUCUCACCAUGGAGCCCAUGACCCCCUUGGGUGACACGGAGUGCCUGUCUGAUAACCACUCUGACAGCGAGUACAGCUCCUCCUCCAACAGUGGCAUGUUUGACUUCUCCUGCCUCAGCUCUCCAGAGUCUGGCAGUGGUGAAUCAGACCCGGAGUUCUCCUACCCUCUGAUUUCAAAGGAGCACAUCAAAACAGAAAAAGGAGAGUCUCGAGUCAAGCGACCCCGGGGCCGACCUCCCAAAGCCAGCAGACAGCACAGCUGCAGCAUUUAUGAAAAUCCAAAGAAAAACAAACACGCACCUCGUGGCACCCACCUGUGGGAGUUCAUCAGGGACAUUCUGAUCCACCCAGAGAGGAACCAGGGCCUGAUGAAGUGGGAGGACCGCCGCGAGGGUGUCUUUAAGUUCCUCAAGUCUGAGGCUGUGGCUCAGAUGUGGGGCCAGAAGAAGAAGAACAGCAGCAUGACGUACGAAAAACUCAGCCGGGCCAUGAGGUAUUACUAUAAGAGGGAGAUCCUGGAGCGUGUGGAUGGCCGAAGGCUCGUCUACAAAUUUGGAAAGAACUCGAGUGGCUGGAAGAUCGAGGACAUUGGCAUGGGCAUAUGAGGCAUCAGUCACUGAGCACGUAAAAAACCCAACAGCUGAUCUGAGCAUUAGUUCAGGAACUGGAAAUAUGUGUGUGACCUGUCUGAAAAAAAAGCCCUUUGCUUUCCCAGAUGUUUAAGACAUUAACUUCCUUGUAGAAGGAAGGUGUUGCAGAAAAUGUAAGCCAGUGUUUUUGGCUCUUGUAGGUUUUAUGAACCAAUAUUGAUGUUGUACCUGUUGUAUGUUUUUAAUGUCACUGCAGAAACCUAACUAUGUGCAACCAAAUGAAUCAUUUUGGAUGCUGUAAGCUGAAGAAGCAAAGUUUUAACAUUGUACAGGAUUCACUCUGGUAUUUGUAUUUAGCCUGAGUUACUUUAGUGAUGCAGGGCUAACUCAUCCUCAUCUCUCACUGUGGGUUUGCUUUAGUGUAUAGGCAUUAAUGACUUGUAUAUUAAUAUAUUGUGGCAGUGGAAAUAUUAUAUCAUUACUUUUUUAAACUUUUAUAUUACUGUCUUGUUAUUCUGAAAGGGUAAAACUUUCAUUGUAAGUUUUCCAAUCAGUUAUGGAUCUGAAUGUAAGGACAAAUUCGGAAAAGCCCUCUACUGCUAAACUCAAAGUAAGAAAACAAAGACAGAAAAGAUUGAACUAGAAAUAGUGAUUUUACUUCACAUUUAAACAGUAAGGAUGUGCACUACAUGUCUAUUGGUAUCACUUAUUAUAAAGUGUGUUUAUACAAAGCAAAAAGUAGUUUAGGAGUAACUGUAUUACAUGUCUUAUGUAUGAUCAUCACCGGUAUACAGUUUGUAUUGAUUGGUAAGAAAUGAGUUGCAUGUUGUAUGAUUUUUAAAAAUGUGUGUGAUCAAUGGGAUGCUGAUUCAAAACCAAAUGCUGGAGGCCAAAUACUGUUCAUCUGCACACACUCCCCACACUGCCGUGACAGACUUGAUUGAAAAUCAAUAUAUACAAACACACACACACACACACACACACACACACACACACA